This is a messenger RNA of Closterium sp. NIES-65, 798 nucleotides long. The record is from the annotation of a GenBank genome assembly. Lineage: Eukaryota; Viridiplantae; Streptophyta; Zygnematophyceae; Desmidiales; Closteriaceae.
AUGGCUACCCCUAGUGUCCUCGCUUUUGACGCUGAGGGUCGGGCCAUUGACUUUGACGUCUGGGUAGCUGACCUGCACCUUUUCCUACAGUGCGAUAGGGCAGACGGUCUCUCCCUCUUUGAUCUCACUUCUAGUGCCUCUCCUGCCCCUCCUACUGAUGCUGACGCCACUGUUCACUCACAGUGGGCCACACGCAAUGCUGCUGCACGUCUUGUUGUGCAUCGCCACCUGCCUACCUCGGAGCGUGCGCACGUUAGUCAGUACAAGAGUGCUCAGACCUUGUACGACGCUGUAGUUGCACGCUACUCCUCCCUUGCCAUUGCUGCACUGAGCCGCCUCAUGCUACUGGACCACUUCCUCUCAGUUUGCCCCACCACUCUCACCGUUGACCUCCUCGAGAAGGCCCUCCUAGCAGCAGAGAAGAGCAUAGUAGCUGUAGGAGCCUCUCGUGGUGACCCUCGCACCCCCAUCUUUGAGGGGUGCUCCCCCUCCCCCCUUUUGCCCUCUGUUGCCUCUGCUGCUGCGGCCGACCUCGUUGGUCUUGAGUCAGUCGGUGCGGCGUCUACCCCUAGCGGGAGACGCCGCCCUGGCAAGGGCAAGGGGGGCAGGGGCGCUGGAGGAGCUAGCGGGGGCGGUGGAGGCGGAGGUGGAGGCGGCGGAGGGGGUGGGAGUGGCGGUGGGGGUGGUGGCGGGGGUGGAGGUGUCGGUGGCAGCAGUGGAGGCGGAGGCGGCGGCGGUGGUGGCGGUGGGAGCGGAGGUGGCGGAGGUGGCGGCGGUGGAGGAGGCGGUGGCUCAUAG